Molecule: messenger RNA, 534 nt
Organism: Drosophila biarmipes
Lineage: Eukaryota; Metazoa; Arthropoda; Insecta; Diptera; Drosophilidae
Gene: inaF-B
Exons: 2
Coding region: 97-342 (81 amino acids)
Source: RefSeq, a predicted model, not a curated record
CCGAAGCGACGGUUACGGUUCGAUUUUGCCACCCAGUUAUAGAACUACCUUUUCGGUUCCACCGAGAGUGCAUCUGCAGCAGAAAAGAAGCACAGAAUGAGCGGUCCGUCGGGGAUGAUGGCCAACCUGGCCGAGGUGGUCAAGGAGGCCAAGGACGAGGAGAUCCAGAUGCCCAAGUCCAACGACUUCUUCGAGUCGAAGACCUUCCGCCUGCUCACCCUGGUGCUCUACAUGGGCGGCGUGAGCGGCAUGGGCCUCACCCUGGCGGUCUACUACCUCUUCAUCUGGGACUCGCGCAUGCCGCCGCUGCCCGUGUUCAAGCACACGCAUCCCAUUGGCUAGGAUCGGAUGGCCGGAGAAGCAGCCGCCAGCCAUAUUGUUCUCCCAUCGACAUCAGUGACCAGAUUCGGAUAAAAUUGUGAUACCCGAAAAAAUAGCCAUUCGCCUCCUGAACUCAUCGGAAGUCACCGCGGAGCAGUUCUACAAGCACAUCCUCGAGCAGUACCGCAUCCUCAGCCACAUGCAGCAGCAACG